AUGAAGGAACGAAUUACUUCCGUUAUUGGAGAGAGCCUUCUUUUGGAGCUGUUGACGCAUCGCCCACUAAGUGCAGCGCAGGUAGCUGAGAUUCAAGUGUUGCUGGCAUCAAAGUCUGUAGCACGCUUCGCCUUCGCCUUCUGCCACCUCGUGCACUGGGUCGCGUUUGGCCAGACACAACCUGAUGCAGCCGAAGAUACUGAGACUCUCGAGUGUGAUCCCCAGAAAGCAGGCGUCGAAUCCUCCUCACCUUCAGACUGUGCACAUGGUGGCGUCGAAUUCGUCUCAGCUGCUGAUAUCAAGAAACCGCAUGAUCUUGCAAGGGGGUCUUCUGCUGGCCUGCGCCAGAAAAAAGAUGGUCUAGACGAAAACCAAGAAGUUCGCGAAGAAGAAGUGCAAGCCGUGAACGCGGUUGCAAAGACUCAUCCAGUGGCAAAGCUAAACACCGAAAAUCCGAAUUAUAUUUUUAGGGAAGAGCUUCUUCGCCUUCGGGGAGGAAGCGCUAACCUCAGCAGUCUCUUUGGUGGGGGCUUCACUGCAGCGGACAGAAGGUAUGGGGUUCUUCAGCAGGCAUCUGGGGUGGCACUGACCUCCGAAAGCAACAACCUAGAAGAAUACGAGGACCUUCAAAUCCCGCUCAACACUUGCAGAAGAAGACUGAGAGCCCUAGCGGCCGCUGAGAUAGCUUAUCGAGAUGUCAUGGAAAAGAUAAAAGUGUGUUUCGCCGUCCUGUACAGCAGUGUAUAUUGCCAGCAAGCAACUAACGCCAACUUUGGAGCAUUUGGCAUUUCCCUCAUUUGCCCAUUGUCGGUCCUCGCUGUUAAGGACGCCAUUGCUUGGGCGUUGAGACAGCAAUUGCCCAAACUGCUGGGACAGAAACAGCUCCAGCUGGAACUCGCUGAUCGCAUUAAUUCGCUAUUCGCGCAACUUUUUGAUCAGCAGGGGUAUUUUUCAAGGUUUCCUGCUAUUGACGCCCACCCACAUACCCAGCAGUUACAGAAGAGGUUGGAGAAGUACCAAGCGAACUGCCCAAAACCGCCUGUUUCCGCAAUAGAAUGCUUCCAGACGUUGUGCUCUCCUUUAGACCUCACGCAGUGCACGGAAAAGCUAGAGCUGCAGGUAAAGGAGCUGCAAGAUGAGGUAUACAAGCAGCCUUCGAUUCUCCAGCUGUUCCGUGAAGAUUUGUCAAUGCCGAGACAACAGCAUACCGGAGAUGAAGACCCGCAGCACAAGCUAUUACGCCUUCAAAAAGAACAACAAGAACUUUUAUCCACCAGGGAUCCCAAAGUGUUUGAACCUAUUACGAACUGGAAUUGCCCAGGUGAAACCUUUCGUUCAUCAACACAGGUCGUGAAUACUGGGGCAUGUGAUUCAGGAGCAUUCCAGAGACUACCGCAGGAACCCCAGCGGCAGAGUGUUGGUCCGAAAUCUACCAUGUACAAUAAGAUUUCCUCGACGAGCCGAGUAAUGCUGUGCGAGAUGCUUGGCAGCCUUACGCAUACCGAUCCGAGGGUGCGCAUGCUUGCGCAAAAGGACAGAAAACACCACUACAUGUAUUCCGAGUUACGAGGACCUCGAAUGGUUCCGCGUUGUGCGUCUGGUACGCACAUCUCGUUUGCUGCCAUGAACAAAGCAAAAGAUAAGAAAUCACGCGGGGUCAAGUUAAGGAGUUCCUUCCAGAAGGAGAAAUCUAUGAACCGCGCAGUUUCCAAAGAACAUUGCUCAGAAGACGUCCUCCACGCUGCGCGGGAAACGUCGGGACAUCAGGCUAACUGCCUUGAUGGCGAUGGAACCCAAUUGGUGGGCAUAGGCUAG
This is a messenger RNA of Eimeria necatrix, 1815 nucleotides long. RefSeq lists its product as hypothetical. The coding region runs from base 1 to 1815 and encodes 604 amino acids. The transcript is spliced from 6 exons. The record is from RefSeq and is a predicted model, not a curated record. NCBI's taxonomy places the organism in Eukaryota, Apicomplexa, Conoidasida, Eucoccidiorida, Eimeriidae.